Branchiostoma floridae (Florida lancelet) is the source of this 3577-nucleotide messenger RNA. Its product is annotated as E3 ubiquitin-protein ligase Midline-1-like. The transcript is spliced from 3 exons. The record is from RefSeq and is a predicted model, not a curated record. Gene Ontology annotation, molecular function: protein binding; zinc ion binding. The coding region runs from base 6 to 2435 and encodes 809 amino acids. Lineage: Eukaryota; Metazoa; Chordata; Leptocardii; Amphioxiformes; Branchiostomatidae.
AUGUUAUGUGUCUGGACCACCCCACCAAACCAGUGGAGCUGUAUUGUGUACAGGACCAGACUCCUGUGUGUACGGUCUGUAGCAUUUUGGGUCGGCACAAAGAGCAUGGCAUGGCGGCCCUGGAGGUGGUGUUCUCUCAGAAACAGGCGGAGCUGCAGUCCCUAGUGGACCACCAGGAGGCGUGGCUGAGACAGGGAGAGGAGACGGUUGGGGAGCUGGAGGAGAAACGAGAAAAUGUUGAGACUAGGGCUGCACAACUUAAGCCGAAAAUCAAUGAAGAAUGUGACGGACUUCACCGAAUCAUUUUCGGGCGCAGUACGGAAAUGAACCGCCAGGUGGAGCUUGCAAGGCAGGGGGACGCAGCAAAGCUAGAGGAAGCGAAGGGCAAUGCAGAGGGCGCUGUGCACAAGGUACGUUCGUCGCUGGCCUACGCGCGGGAGGCCCUGGAGGAAACAGACCCCGCUAGCUUCCUGCUAACAGAAGCGGCAGUGGCGGCAAAACUUGGCAGCUCGAGAGGCAUGCUAGGCACUGCCAUGGCAGUCGAGCACACAUAUGAGGUCGAUGAUAUAACGAUCGACUUCAGUAAAACCGGAAUUGAAGAAAUGUUAGAGUCUCUCGACAUCGGAGAGCCCCCAGAAGCCCCGACCAUUCACAGUCAAGAGUGCAGCUCCAGUUUGGAAGAAGCUUACAUCAUAUGGCAGCCCGUGGAUGAGGCUGAUGAAUACGAGAUCCGUUACAAAGUAGAUGGUGUAAACCUGACUGCAACCGUUAGGGGGCGUUCAUUUACAGCUAAGCAACUGAAUCCUGGAACCAAGUACACAUUCAGGGUCAGGUCAAGGAACGACAAAGGCACUUCUGCAGAGACAAGCAUCCGGCUUGUCACAGCAGCGCCCCCUAUGGCUCCAACGAUCCUCGGCAUGAACUGCAGCACAACCACAGAGGAAGCCUGUGUCGUGUGGGAGCCGGUUGACGACGCCUGGGCUUACGAAGUUCAAUACAAAGUUGGAGACAUUUUGAUGUCCACCAAGGUCAAGUCCAACACAUUUACAGCUAAGCAGCUAGCUCCUGGAACCAAGUACACAUUCAGGAUCAGGUCAAUGAACGACAACGGCACUUCUGCUGAGGCAGCAAGCAUACAGCUUGUCACAACAGCUCCUCCUGCUGCUCCAAUGAUUCUUGGCAUGAACUGCAGCACAACCACAGACGAGGCUUGCCUUGAGUGGGCGUCUGUCGAGGAUGCCAUUGCUUACGAGGUUCUGUACAAGGUCGAUGAUGUUUUGAUCUCCACCACAGUCAACUCCAACACAUUUACAGCCAAACAACUGACUCCUGGAACCAAGUACACAUUCGGCAUUAGGUCAAUGAACGACAACGGAGCUUCUGCUGAAGCUGGCAUCGACCUUGUCACAACAGCGCCCCCUGCAGCUCCAAUGAUUCUCCACGCGAACUGCAGCACAACCACAGCUUGUAUCGUGUGGGCUCCGGUCGCCGACGCUUCUGCAUACGAGGUGUUGUACACAGUCGGAGAUGCUCUGAUGUCCGCCAAGGUCGAUUCCAACACAUUCACAGCUAAGCAGCUGACUCCAGGAACCAAGUACACAUUCGAGGUCAGGUCAAUGAAAUACAACGUGACAUCUGCAGUCAGCAUCAUUGAGCUUGUCACAGCAGCGCCCCCUGCGGCCCCAAUGAUCCUCGGCAUGAACUGCAGCACAACCACAGAGGAAGCUUGUGUCGAGUGGGCUCCGGUUGCCGACGCCAUCGCCUACGAGGUUUUGUACAAAGUCGACGAUAUUCUGAUGUCCACCAAGGUCAAGUCAAACACGUUUACAGCGAAGAAACUCACUCCAGAAACAAUGUACAGCUUCAAUGUCAAAUCCAUCAGUGACAUUGCAACCUCUACUCCGAGCACCAUACAACUGAUCACAAAAGGCCCGAUCAAGUUCCGCCUUGACCCAAACACAGUCGACAUGUGUUAUCUCCAGGUGUCAACCGGGAAUGAUUGCGUUAAAGUGUACAAAACCGGACAUUUGGUUAAUGCAUUUCUCGGGGACACCCCAGUGACCAAUGGCAGGCAAUACUGGGAAGUCAGUGUAGACAGCAUAUCUUACAGCGUGGGCGUGGCCUACGGAGACAUGCCACGAGACAAGGACAUACGACUGACGUCAAGGUCAUGGGCGUUCGAUCGGCACGGGACAUCCUACUACAUCCAGCACGACUGUAAAGUAGUGGACUACUACGAGAAGUACGUGAAGCAUCCGACCAAGAUCGGGGUGCUGGUGGACCACGGCUUGGGCGAGCUGUCCUUCUACGAUGCGGACAAACGGAGUCUGAUCUUCCACCACAAGACCAACGGCUUCAAACAGCCCCUGUACCCGGCAUUCUCCCUGUGGCACGGCUCUAUCAGCGUGCACACUGGCAUCAUCUGUCCAUAUUGAAUAAGCUUGUUCACGGUUUGAAGUGCGAAUGCGCAGUGUGAUGCAUUGUGGGUAAAAUGUCAAAGUGAAAGACCCCUGUUAAAACAUAAAGAAUGACAAUGGUGUAUGUUUGAUUAGUGGGGCCUUCAAAUUCUCAUAUAACCCACGAUGCAUCACACUACGCUUGUAUACUUCAAACCAUGAAGUAUCUUUUACUCUUGUUCAUGGCCAGGGCCACAUGUCAUUUCUAUAUAAGCUUGAAAUCAUCAAGAUAUAGCCAAUGUACAAGAUAAAGCCAAGGUACACAAAGAUGCUUUUGAUCUAAGAUCUUUACAGAUUAAUCAUGUAUAUGAAUGUACUAGGAUGCUAUGUAUUGUCUUCGAUCUGUGUGUUUGUUUGUUUCUUUGAAAAUAUUUCAUGGAGGUAUGAAAUGUUCCAUUCAUUGUCAAUCCUGUGUGUAACUUGAUAAUACACUUAAGUAUUAGCUGCACUGUUAAGGUCUGCCAGACAAUAGUAAUUAGCAAAGGAUGUGUGUAAGUCGUACAUGUGUAGAAAUGUUCUAGUGGGUGUGUAAAAGACAAUAGAGGUAACUGUUUAAAAGACAUUAUUGCUUUAUAGUUUGAAAACUAAUUUGGUUUUAACAGCGAUGAAAUGUUGUGAAUCUGUACUGUAGUAGACGCAAAUAUUGUGUUAUUUUCCCUUAAACAGGUAUAUUGCGUUUACAUAUAAUCAUGUAGAUAACACCAUACUUGUGUAUCUCACACACGCAUGCUGUAUUUGUUUGUGAAUAACCAGUAAAUGUUUGCUAAGCAUAAAGCCGAUUCCCUGAUUGGCUGGCCGCUGGUUAGAGGCCACGCCAACAAAGUGGAAACCUCAGCCCAGUGCCUUUCCAAAGUGUAUCACAGGCCGCGGGCGAGGUCUUAAGUAGGAGAGUGACUUAUUUGUAACCUUGAAACAUAUGACGUCAAAUUCAACCUUUUCCUGACGAGGAAUUGUGAUAAGUUUGGUAUCAUAUCUCAAGCUAGUAGUUAUACCACUUGCAAAAUGUAGAAGAAUACUUUGUCGACUUUUCUUUCCUCCAAAACAUGCCGAUGCAUGUGUGAGGGAAGUUAGUGGCAGACUUAGCUCAAAAUAAAGCACACAAAAAAGAGACUUACCGCAAA